UCUGGCACUGUCCAUCUCUGGAGCAGAGAUAUAACAGACUCUUCUGUCUUACUAUUCUGGACCCAACCUUCUGUCCUGUACAGCACCUACCACAUCACUUUCAAAAGCCAGAAAGUGGGAGAUAAAAUACUAACAACAAAAGUUGGAGGGAGGCUCACCAGCUUCAGUCAGACUGGACUGGCUGCUGGUCAGAAGUAUAAGGUAUCAAUCAGAGGAGAGAGAGAUGGGAAGAUGGGACCAGAGAGCACCACUGAGUUCAUGACUGCUCUCUCAGGCUCGGUCCAUUUUAGGAGCAAAGAUAUAACAGACUCUUCUGUCACUCUUUUCUGGACCCAACCUUCUGUCCAGUACAGCACAUACCACAUCACUUUUAAAAGUCAGAGAGAGAGAGAGAAAAUGAUAACAGCUAAAGUUGGCGGAAGGGCCCUCAGCUUCACUCAGACUGGAUUGGCUGCUGGUCAGAAGUACAAGGUAUCAAUCAGAGGAGAGAGAGAUGGGAAGAUGGGACCAGAGAACAACAUUGAGUUCACAACUGUUCCCUCUGGCUUCAUAUAUCUCCAGACAAGAGAUGCAACAGACUCAUCUGUCACUCUGUUCUGGACCCAACCUUCUGUCCAGUACAGCACCUACCACAUCACUUUCAAAAGCCAGAGAGAGGGAGAUAAAAUGAUUCAAGCCAAAGUAGAAGGGAGGCUCACCAGCUUCACUCAAACUGGAUUGGCUGCUGGUCAGAAGUACAAGGUGUCAAUCAGAGGGAAGAGAGAUGGGAAGAUGGGACCAGAGAGCACCACUGAGUUUACUACUGCUCCCUCUGGCUCUGUCCAUCUUCGGAGCAGAGACAUAACAGACUCAUCUGUCACUCUGUUCUGGACCCAACCUUCUGUCCAGUACAGCACCUACCACAUCACUUUCAAAAACAAGGGAGAGGAUGAUAAAAUUAUAUCAGCGAAAGUUGGAAGAAGAAUCACCAACUUCACUCAGACUGGACUGGCUGCUGGUCAGAAGUACAAGGUGUCAAUCAGAGGGGAGAGAGAUGGGAAGAUGGGACCAGAGAGCACCACUGAGUUCACGACUGCUCCAUCUGGUUCUGUUCAUCUUCGGAGCAGAGAUAUAACUGACUCUUCUGUCACUCUGUUCUGGACCCAACCUUCUGUCCAGUACAGCGCCUACCACAUCACUUUCAAAAGCCAGAAGGAGGGAGAUGAAGCAAUAACACACAAAGUGGGAGGCAGGCUUACCAGAGUCACUCAAACUGGAUUGGCUGCUGGUCAAAAGUACAAAGUGUCAAUCAGAGGGGAGAGAGAUGGGAAGAUGGGGCCGGAGAGUAUCACUGAGUUCACUACUGACAUCUCUGGUCCAAGGAAUCUUCAUAUUUUAAAGACAACUCAAACAUCUGUACUUGUCCAAUGGGAGUCACCAAUGGGAGAUAUUGACAGUUACCACCUCUCCAUCUCACCCAGUUUGACAGAGACAAAGGAUAGAAAAAAUGAAGGCCAGGAAACAACUCUACCCCCUGAUACAGAUGCGGCCAAUAUUGAUGGCUUGGAGGAGGGGCGUUUGUAUUACAUCACUCUGAUAGCACGGAAGGGAAGAAGUCAAAGCCAACCAAUCAGAAUACAGGCUGUACCUGGCAAUAGCAAAAAUGUAUUUAACAAGAUGAUUGUGGAAACUGUGAUAACAAAGCUGCAACCAGAGGGCGAUAUCAUCACUGAAAAGAAAACUAACAAGACCACACUGCACAAAACAUUAUUUGUUAAAAAUGAGGAAGUGAAAAAAAAGGACAAUGAAAAGAGAUCAAGGACAGGGGACCAUAGCAGUAAAACAAAGCAAGACACAUACAAGAAAACAGAUGUCACAACCACACACAGGAUUGAAAAAACUGUGCUUGGGUCUGAAGCAGUAACACUCAGAACAGCAAGUGCAGGUGGAGGAACUGGGGUGACUGCUCAAGGGCGGAGGAAAGUAACGAGUCAGACUCUGCUGAAACAAGAUGCGACUAGAGGCCCAGAGGAGUGGAGCAAAGUCACUCGGCCUGAUUCCAGACUUGACUCCAAACACCAUUCAAAAGUACUUUCCAAGCCUGAUCUGAAGACGCCUGGGACAAAAUCCACCACAAAAGCUAACCAAACCAUUUCAGAGAAAGACAAGGAGAACAAUGCUAAGCAAGUGUCCCAAAUGGCAAAUGUCACCAAGACAGAGUUUUCACACAAGAUAGCAAUAGGCCAACUUAUGCAAGCCCAGUCAGAAGACAGAGAGCUUGAGACUGGAGGUAAUCACAUGGUUAGACUAAAAAAUGACAGUAGUAUAAUCAGAAAGGGUACUCAGGGAGUACAGAGCAGCCUUAGUGCUGUUCAGAUAGACAGGGCCACUAAGAUAAGCUCCAGUGCUCCAUUUUAUAGUAGCAGUCAAACAAGACAUAUUCAUGGUAAAAUUGGUCAUAAGGACACCUCAAGUCAAACCGGCGUCAAAGCAAUGAUAAAACCUUCAACUCACCACAAAAACACUUUCAAAACGGAUAUACCCCAAACCGACAUAACAAGCAGCAGAACCAGAAAUAUGGGUUCAACCCUAUAUUCUGUUGAAGUACGAAACAUAACCUCCAGGGGGUUCAUUAUAAUUUGGGAAGUCCCACAAGGAAUGUUCCAAAGUUUUGUGGUGACCAGAAGGGAGUAUGCUCUAGGGAGUGGUGAUGAGAAGGGGGAAGAAGAGAACACAGAGGAAGAGGAAGAAGAAAGAAGUGAAAUGCGGACAAAAGAGGACAGUGCUCAAAGUACUGUCCAAAGGAACAUAACUUACAGCUAUGGAAAGAGUGGUGGGGGUAACCAUACACAUCAGUUCCCUACUAAAUCCCACGACAGCACCAGUUCCAAGAACAAUAAGAAAGUAUCACAGGUUAUUCCAGGAAAUGCACGAUCCCUAACCUUCCGGAACCUUCAGCCUCAUACUCGUUACUCCCUGACGCUGUUUGGGAUGAGUUCAGGACUGCAAUCCAAAAUCCACCAUGUUACCAUCACCACAGGUCCAGAAUCUCCCUCUGAACUGUUGUUUAGCAAUGUGACAGACUCUUCUCUCUCUGUGUCCUGGGCAAAACCAAAAGGCCCCAUUACUGGCUUUAAGGUCACCUACACCAAUACCGAAGACGGGGAGUCUAUCUCUGUGUCAGCUGAUACAAACCAUUCCAGUGUGACUCUCUCUCAGCUGUCUCCUGGCUCAUCCUAUGAGGUCAGUGUGGUUUCUGUGCUGAGCUUGAAGGAGAGUGACCCAGUCAAGGGCCUUGUCAUCACAGUCCCUGACCCACCCACGGGCCUCCAGGCUGUCAAUGUCACUGACACCAAGGCACUGUUGGUGUGGAAACCUGCCAUGGCAAAAGUUGAUCGGUACAUCAUCAUUUUUGGGUCUGAAAAGGUGCCAGAUAUAACGGUCAAGGUCUCAGGCAAUAAUGCUGAGCAUCAGCUGAAGGGUCUCCUUAGUGGGACGGUCUAUAUUGUCACAGUCACCAGUCAACUAGAUAGCCUGCAAAGCACUGGGACCACCACCACCUUUACCACGGCUGGAGGAAGUGGUAUUAGAAGGGUGGAGGUCCCUCAAGAAAUGUCGGUCAGUCAAUUGACUCCACGGACUGUUGUGUUGUCAUGGAAAUCACCUAAUAUGGUAGUUACAAGCUACAGACUUACAUAUCAGAGGGCUGGACAAGAGGCAAAGGAAGUGACCCUUGCCUCCACCAUGACCAAAUUCAAACUGACUGGACUGAGUCCUUUGUCAAAGUAUACCGUGCAAGUACAGGGAGAGAGGAAUGGACGGUAUAUUACUGUCAUGUCCACAGAGUUUAAAACAGGGUCUCUGCUCUUCCCCUUCCCCACCGACUGCUCCCAGGAGCUGCUGAACGGGAUGCAGCAGUCAGGAGAGGUGGAGGUCUUUCCUGCAGGAAGGCAGGGGAGGCCGGUGUGGGUCUACUGUGACAUGGAGACGGAUGGAGGAGGCUGGACGGUCUUCCAGAGGAGGAUGAAUGGGGUGACAAAUUUCUUCAGAGGAUGGAAUGACUACAGCUAUGGCUUUGGCAAUUUGAGUGGGGAAUUCUGGCUUGGCAAUGAGAAUAUUCACAAUCUCACCAGCCUUAGACCCAUGGCCCUGCGUGUGGAUCUUCGUGCAGGGGCGGAGUCUGCCUAUGCCCACUAUUCCUUCUUCUACAUCGAUGGUCAGAGAAAGCACUAUGCACUCAGAGUGUCUGGGUACUCGGGUACUGCUGGGGACUCCAUGAGAUAUUACGGUGGCCGCCCAUUCUCCACACAUGACAAAGACCCCCUCCCCAUCAGUACCCACUGUGCCAUAAACUACAGGGGAGGCUGGUGGCAUAAGAACUGCCAAAAAACCAACAUCAACGGCCUCUACAGCACUGGCACCACCCACCAGGGUGUGAUCUGGUCUGAUUGGAAAGGCAAGGAGUCCUCCAUCGCCUUCACCGAGAUGAAGCUGCGGCCAGCCUCCUUUCCAUCCCGGACUCACAGCUAGACAGGCAGCCCGAAAGAGGGAGAAACAGAGCGAAAGAGAGCGAGAGAGGGAGAGAGAGAUACAGAGAGAGAGACCCUUCCACACACACACUACUAUUCAAAUUACACACACUCACAUACGCACACACACACAAACAAACACACACAGACACACAUGCACGUAUGCCAUACUGGCGCAUGCAUGCUUAUGCAUUCUAACACAUGCUAAUGCAUGCACUCCUAACACAUACGCAGGCACACACAACACAACUCCACUGUGCACACACACUGACUAUACACACAGCCAUGUAUACACCCGGACACAUACAUACACAGAUUUACUGCCAUGGUUACAGCCAAAUCUCUUUUCUAAAUGCCAUCCCAUAAACUGUCAGAAACAAAAUUGAAGGUCUGUGCAUGUUUCAUGAAUCCCAUGUUGAUUUUUUUUUUCAUAGGAACUUUUAUGAAGAACAAAAUAAGAAUUUAAGAAAUAUUUUGUGAAUGAGGGCCAUUAAUCCCUACGUUGUGUGUACAGGUUUUCCAUGUUAUUCAUUUUAUGGUUUUUCCCCAUGCAUUUUAUUUCUGCAACUGUUUUUUUUCCGAGUGUGUCACUGUUCAUUGAAUAUGAAAUCAAUAUGCACUGUUUCCUCGGUCUGUUGGUACUGCAUACUGCAACUAUGGGAAGUAUGUUGCUGGAAUGUGGAGAUCUCAGUACACACUCAGCCAUGUGGGUGUUUUCAAGGUGUUGUCGUUACUGUGCUUUUGGUUUAGAAUUGCUUGGUGUUUUUGUUGUUAACGCCCCCCCAGGAUUUCUCCAGUUUAAUAAAGCAGUGUUAAAGAUGUACCAGAUAUGGUACUUUAAACGUUCA
This is a messenger RNA of Anguilla rostrata (American eel), 5356 nucleotides long. It is a transcript of the gene tnxba, whose product is annotated as tenascin XBa. The record is from RefSeq and is a predicted model, not a curated record. The coding region runs from base 232 to 4509 and encodes 1425 amino acids. The transcript is spliced from 23 exons. Gene Ontology annotation, molecular function: protein binding. NCBI's taxonomy places the organism in Eukaryota, Metazoa, Chordata, Actinopteri, Anguilliformes, Anguillidae.